AUGAAAAAUUUGAUUAAAAUAUUUUUAUUAUUUAUUUUAUUUUCAAUAAUUAAAUGUCAACAAGUUCCGAGAUGUUUAUACAAUGAUAUUUAUGCAAAAUCAUCAAAUCCAAGCUUAAAACCCGCUGAAAAUUAUGUUGAUUGGUGGAUUUAUGAACAUUUUAAUAAACCUGGAGAUAAAGGUAGUGGUUCAUCUUUUUAUACAGAUAGCAAUUUAAAGAACAAAAAUGAAAAAAUACUUGAAUUAAGUAAAUAUAAUAUGAGAGUUAAAGACCAGGUAUCUCCAAUUACUCAAACAUUCGGUCAAGCCAACGGUAAUAUAUUUUCAAGUAUUUCUUACAAUAAUGCUUUUGAUGACGGUAAAGGGAGUGCACAUGCAAAAGGGUUUUUUAUUUGGAAUGAACAUGGUGGUAUUCACGUAAUUCAUAGUAUCCCCUACACACCUCAAGAAAUUGAUGAUUUCUUUUUACAUAGUUCUGAAGAUAGUUAUUUACAACAUUCAAUUUGUAUUACAUUGAAACCAAAUGAAUUAGAUAUUAUUCCAAAAUAUUUGAUAUAUACUAACCCUGCAAUUAAAGCAAUAAAUAACCAUAAAUUCGACAAAGGUAAAAUGUUAAGCAAAUUACUCGCAACAAGUCUAACAGGUAUCAAUGAUGUAGACGAAACAAAAUUAGAUACAGUAACAGAUGAUGAUUUAAAGAAAAAGAAAUAUUUUUCAGAAAUCGAUGAAAUUAUUAAGAAAAAUUUUUUUGUAGGUUCAACUCUCUCUAGAAAAAUUAAAAUUUUACAAUGGGCUAAAUUGGCUGGUCAUAUUUCUGAAAAUUUUGAAUUCUCAUCAGAUGCAAACUUCAAAUCUUCUCAUUAUUAUCAUGUAAAUAAAUAUUCCUUUGGUGAAUAUUUUGUUCAAACUUCACUCCCACAAAAGAAAGGAAUUAUUGCCGAACCAUCUUCAAAAAACUUUGCUCAAAUGAAUAACAUUGAAUUAUUAUGGCAAUAUAUUGGUAAAUAUUACAAAAAUAUUUCGAAAUGGAUGUCUCAAACAAUGACAUCAAAUACAAUAAAGGGAUUUGCUAAUAAUGUAGUUUCUGGUACAAGUUUCUCAAUAGCAUUAAGACUCAAUUAUCCAUUCAUAGAUGUAAAUCCACAAAGAAGUUCCUCAAAAGAUCAUUCAAAGUUAAUGUAUGGUACCAGUGAUGAUGGUCAACAAAAAACCUUUUGUUUAGGUGAUCUAAAUUGGCAAAGAGGUCAAGAAUCAAGAGGAGGAGGAGCUUAUUGCAUGGAUGGUAUUGGAUAUUUAGUUGAUUAUAUGGAAAGACAUGUAACAUGGAUAAGAAAAGAUAUAACCUAUAAUAUUGCAAAACUUGGUGUCCCACAAUCAACGAUAGGAACUGAAAUAGACUUUUCUUGGAUAAUGAAUCAAUUUGCCGCUCAAAAUCUAGAUAAUCCAAUGGGAUUUGAAAUUUUAAUACCACAAACACUAAACCCACUUCCAAAAAGAGUUAUUGAACCAAAACAAUCAAACUAUAAAACCACGAAUGCUCCACUCCUUGUCCAACCUGAUACAGUAGGCUAUAAAACUGAGGACAUUUCAAUUGAUGUUUUCCCAAGUGUAAAAGAUAAAGUACACAUAUGUCUACAGUCACCCGAAUGUCCAUAUGAAUCAUCGGCUAAAUUUAAUAUCAUUUCAAAUAUAAAUCUUAUUGUUACUCCUAGUCAAAAAGACAUACACUCAGAACCUGUUAUGAUAAUUUCCUCCAAUCCAAAUCUUGUUAUCACUGUUUCACAAGUAUUGAAGAAUAAUUAUUUCUCUUCUUUAGCUACUGAAAAAAUAGUCCAACUUAGUGGUAAUAUAAAUAGAGUUUAUUUAGAGCAGACUCAAACUCCAAAUAAUUUUAAAUUUGAAUUUUCACCAUCAAGUACCAAUACCCCUUGUACUAUCACUCCAAUUGGUACCAGUAAUUCUAUUUCAGUGAUGUUUGAUGAAGCUUGUGUUGAUCAACUUAUAUUUUGCCUAUUUAGUCAUUACAAAAUGAAUUCAAUCAAUAAUAUACAAGUGUUUAAUAACAUUGACCAAGCUUCAUUUUAUAAUGAUGUUACCGAAAUUAUCAAAGUAUUCUUUCCAAACAUUGAGAAUGGAGAUAUUGGUAGGUGUGUAAAGCCACUACCUCCACCUGGUUCAAUCACUGGCGAUAAAAUUGAUGAAGUGAUGGAAUCUCAGGCAGAUGAUGAUAAAGUUUAG
Messenger RNA from Dictyostelium discoideum AX4, 2238 nucleotides. RefSeq lists its product as hypothetical. Gene Ontology annotation, biological process: DNA metabolic process. The coding region runs from base 1 to 2238 and encodes 745 amino acids. Lineage: Eukaryota; Evosea; Eumycetozoa; Dictyosteliales; Dictyosteliaceae. Gene Ontology annotation, molecular function: deoxyribonuclease II activity; DNA endonuclease activity. The transcript has 4 exons. The record is from RefSeq and is a predicted model, not a curated record.